CAAUCAUCGCCCACCGUUAAAACUUGGGGUAAUAAAAUCGAUCUAUGUGCAGAUGUGACAAUAAAAAGAGACACAAAGACCAGUGCAUGCGAAACACAUAUACAUCAGGGACAGUUUGGACACAAAUAUUCCAAAAAUGCUUGAAAGAAUCAGCUCCAUUUUAGCUCUUAGUUUUAUGGUAAUUUUUUUGUCAAGUUUCAAUUUGACAUUUGUUCGUUGCCAAGGCAAAGUGGAGCAGAGUGAGGAUGGAAAGUCUGGGAAACUGAGCUUUUCUACACCUGAUUUAAGUGAUGAAGAGGCACAUAGUCAGUUCAUGCCAGAGCAGUUGAAGUGUGAUGGCUGUAGAAUAAUUGCAUAUCAGCUGUACACUAAGUUUGACCAGUUCAAUUCCAUACGCCCGUCUCUGAAGUACAAGAUCAAGGAAUCUGACUACCUGGACCUAAUAGAGCAAGUUUGUCAGUACAAAUAUGAUGACUAUGGAGUCAAGGAGGUGAACAGGGUGAAGCGUCUCUCUGGCCCAGGACUAGAAACAGCUGAUAUACCAGGUGUCAUGCAGGGAGGAGGCAAGUGGCCUGCAAGAUUGAUGGCCAUGUGUGAUGACUAUGUAGGUGAAAUAGGAGAGGAUGAGAUCUAUGAGGCCUACACCAAGAAUCCAAAAUCACUUGUAAAGUUUGAAGACUAUCUAUGCAGAGGAGAGGGAAUAUUAUCACGAUGCUCUAAGUUUGAUCCGUCCAAGGAUGAGUUAUGAUGUGUAUGACUGAUAUUAGGAUUUUCACAUAUCACCAGAUCAGUUAUUCAUUUUGAGUUUCUUUCUUUUCUUAGAUAUAUGUUUAGAUGUGUCAACACAUGUUACUACUUAAAGACAACUCCAUCAAGUAAGCAGUGGAGUAAAAUGUGCCAGGGAGUUAUAGAGGGAUUAUUGCUCAUUUGAGAAAAAAUAUCAUUAAUUAACACUGACUGUUAACUUCCAAUAUGUGUGUUUUAAUUUCAUUUUAUUUUCAUUACAACUAUGUGGGAAAGUAUGACCUCAUUUAGUAAUUAUUAUAAAAUGGUAACUGAAAAAAGGCAUAAAACAAUCCUCAAAAUACUCAAAUAAUAUACAGCUAAAACAUUGUAAAUUUUUAAUUCAGGAAACAAUUUAAUUGUUUUGAUAGCUUUGUAAAUAGUUUCUAUAAAAAAAUGUAAAGAAAUGUUUGUGGUAAGAUGCGUGGAAGAAAAACAUGUGUGCUAGAAAACUAGGAACACAGAAUGUGGUAAACAGUGCAAUCAAAUAAUUUAAUAGAACAAAACUCAUACUGCGCCAUCUUUCUUAGUAAGAUUAUGCAAAUGCAUGUGAUCAGUUCUUCAUACAACAGGCCUAGAUUUUAUAGGAGUAUAAAUGUAAACUGG
Owenia fusiformis is the source of this 1389-nucleotide messenger RNA. Lineage: Eukaryota; Metazoa; Annelida; Polychaeta; Sabellida; Oweniidae. The record is from the annotation of a GenBank genome assembly.